This is a messenger RNA of Cynoglossus semilaevis (tongue sole), 2810 nucleotides long. Its product is annotated as LIM domain and actin-binding protein 1-like. NCBI's taxonomy places the organism in Eukaryota, Metazoa, Chordata, Actinopteri, Pleuronectiformes, Cynoglossidae. The transcript has 12 exons. The coding region runs from base 208 to 2187 and encodes 659 amino acids. The record is from RefSeq and is a predicted model, not a curated record.
GGUUCACAUCCCGCCUCUGCUGCUCCAGACCUACAGACACACCGGCGGGCGGUGACGCAGCGACUGCGGAGAGUGUCAGGUGUCUGACGGUUUCACUCAGAGAGUGAGUCAACGGAAGUCCGCACAGGCUCUGUUCCUGUGAACAUGGAGUGACUGGACAAACAAGGUGGAUCCAGAGCUAAUUAUCAAGGUACUCUGCCGGCAACGAUGGAGAGUGGUCCAUUCAAUCGUCGCGGAUGGGCGACGCAGUCUCUGCGUAUCACCGCCAAGGAGCUGUCGUUGGUUAGCACUCGAGGAAAAAACACUGCCAUCGCUGAGCGUUUCUCCAAGUACCAAAGAGCUGCUGAGGAGUCGAGUGCAGAGAAGAAAAAAGGAGCUUUGGACGGUGCAACAUCAUCCCUGCGGUCUGGCAACCUGAGCGCUCUGAAGAAACGCUGGGAGCAAGCACAGAAGCCUGAUGACAGCAAUUCUUCUUCUGCUCCACUUGAAAGGCAACCCAGCUUCCGCAGUAGACCCCCAGUCCUCACCAGACUUCCCUCCAUCGGUGAGAGCACGGCUUCGGUGAAGAACCCGGGUCUGAAGACAGCUCAAGGAGGCCCAACUGCUGUGGUCCGUGCCCAGACGUUCUCAGCUGCUCCUGAAGAACCCACCCCUGACGAAGAGAGAGCGAUGAACAGGAUUGAGGCGACACACAGACAAAAACCCGAAAUGCUGGAAGACCAAGUUCCAACCAGCCCCCGUGCCUUUUAUGAAAAACCUCGAGUGCCACUGACCAACCUGAAGAUGAGGUUUGAAAAGGGAGAGGACGCCACGGGCAAGAUCGGCAGGACCACACUACGAAGUUCGUCAUCGGACGACACGGAUCAUCGAAGCGGCCCGACUGUUUCUGACCGAGUGUUAGAGUCGACGUCUCUGAGGGAGAAGAUGGCGAAGUACCAGGCAGCUGUUUCCAAACAUGGCCCUGCACAAACCGGCGUGGCCGCCGAGACGCCGGCUCCAAAAUCACCUGAAUGCAAUGGUGAGACCAGUGAACCAUUAAAGACAACCAAGAAGUUCAGCCCACCAGUGCGGGAGACGUGCUUCGCCUGUUCGAAGACGGUGUAUCCUCUGGAGAAACUGGUGGCUCAGCAGCACGUCUACCACAAAAGCUGCUUCAAAUGUGAUUACUGCAGCAUGAAGCUGAGUCUCGGGAAUUUUUCCUCUCUUCACGGAAACAUCUACUGCAAACCCCACUACAAUCAGCUGUUCAAAACCAAAGGAAACUAUGACGAGGGCUUCGGCCACCGCCCUCACAAGGAAUUGUGGGAACCUCGAGUGGAGGGAGAAGAAUACGGUGAGGAACCAGUGAAGACCAAAGAACCAGAGCAGCCAGAACGGGCCACGUGUCCAACUGAGGGUGGGUCAGACCCACAGGCCGCCCCCGCUGUGGAAACGUCCUCACAGCUGAAGGUCACAGACGUGAGGGCCCUGCUGGAGACGCGUGCUCAGACACCGUCCAGCUCCACCGAGAAACCGGCAGAGACCCGCAAGCUGAGGAUCGCCUGGCCUCCGCCGGCCGGUGAAGGUCAGUCUGGACCAGGACCACUCAGUCCACUGGCAGAGGACAUGCCCUCAAUCCGACCCGGCCGAGCAAAGUGGCCACCAGAUGAUGAGGCGCUGUCGUCCUUCCAGAGCUUGGAGCGGGCUGAACUGAAGAGCCUGAGGAGGAGCUCCUCUCUGAAGGAGCGCAGUCGGCCUUUCACUAUCGCGGUCAAACCCGCACCUGCGCCGACUCUGGGGCCAAGGGAGCGCCGUCGCCCACUCAAGUCCCUCCUGGAUUGGAGAGCUUCAUUUGAGGAGAGACAUCCGUCUGAUGACUCGGCCAAAGAAAAUAAAGCAGAGCAGCAGGAGGAGAACAAGAAGCCUGCGAGGUCCGGUGGAGACGCAGCAGAGGAGCAGGAAGAAAACCACGAGCAAGGCAACAAAGAAAAGGAUUCAGCAGCAGUGAGGAACAUCUCCACAGACGUCGCACCCUUGUCCUCCUCCUCCUCCUCCUCCUCUCCUCCUCCACAGCCUAAAGAAAACCGCUCCUCCCAGGAUGUGGGCUUCUGGGAAGAGGAGAAAGAAGGAAGUGAUGCAGAGGAGCCCAGUGCAGAGGAUAUGAUUAAGAGGAACCGCUACUAUGAUCUGGAAGACUCUGAUUCUUAGGAACACACACACACACACACGCACACAUACACUGACCAUGGUUGGCUGUAGUUAAAUUUAAACGUUUAAUCGGGUGAAUAACCUGGGCCUUUAUUAUCGUAAAUAUAAAUGUUAUUUUACAUUCCAAAUAUAUUCUGUAGUUGUUCUCAAACUUUUCCAUACACACAAAAAUAUUUAAAAUAAAAUUAGAACCAGUGACCAAAAUUAAAAUGCAGCAGCACGAGCUCAGUGUGUUAAUUCCGUAAACACAGAAUUUGUAGAAAAUAAUUUAUUCCUAAUAAAAUCAUUGGCCCGUUUAACAAAAACCCUGGCACUGAAAUGUAAUUUUGAAACCACACACACACACACAGCCUGACAUUGUAUUUUACAAGUUUCAGUCUCAGAAACUGAAAUUCCCCCCUUGUACCGAUAGAAGGAGCCCAAGUACAAGUGGCACAUAUACCAAAGCAACAGUUUUUUUCAUGUAUCCCUGAGUUUGUUGGUCACACAGUGAGUUUACAACACAAAAUAGCGCCCCCUACACACACAGGACAGUCACCAGUUUGGACCAAGUCUCUCGUUUGAUUUUUUUUCUACAAAAAUUAUAAUAAAUCUGAAACUAAAUAAACAGACAACAACCUCUG